Daucus carota subsp. sativus is the source of this 2665-nucleotide messenger RNA. Its product is annotated as alpha-mannosidase I MNS4. Gene Ontology annotation, biological process: carbohydrate metabolic process; endoplasmic reticulum mannose trimming; mannose trimming involved in glycoprotein ERAD pathway. Bases 226 to 2079 code for a protein of 617 amino acids. Gene Ontology annotation, cellular component: membrane; endoplasmic reticulum. The record is from RefSeq and is a predicted model, not a curated record. Gene Ontology annotation, molecular function: calcium ion binding; mannosyl-oligosaccharide 1,2-alpha-mannosidase activity. The transcript has 17 exons. NCBI's taxonomy places the organism in Eukaryota, Viridiplantae, Streptophyta, Magnoliopsida, Apiales, Apiaceae.
CGAUUUUUUGUUCAGCCCCGGUUCUGAGAAUUGAUACGCGCAAAUGACGUCGAUGAAGCAUAACUGUUAAAAACCACAGGCAAACCCAAACAGACCUUACUCCACCUGUCACGUUAAACCGGAAAAACCCAGUUGAGUUUGAAUCAGAAAACGAAGUCUCCUGUUUUCAACAAUCCAAAAGCUAUUUAUCUGAUCAGUGUAAAAACUGAUAUUUAUACACACAAUAUGGAAGUUCGAAAACAAUUGAUGCGAUAUUUAUUAAUGUUAAUUCUGUGUAGCAACACUUUCAUCUCUCGAAUUCAAGCCGAGAGCGUCACUCCCGAGGAAGCCAUGCUCUUACGAGAUGAGGUUCGUGGAAUGUUCUAUCAUGCAUUUGACGGUUAUAUGGAUCAUGCUUUUCCACGUGAUGAAUUGAAACCACUGUCGUGUAGUGGAGAAGAUACACUCGGAGGUUAUGCUUUAACGUUGAUCGAUUCUUUGGACACUUUGGCUUUGAUGGGUGAUCUGGAACAUUUUACUACCUCUGUUGAAUGGAUCGGUAAAAAUCUUCGUUUUGAUAUUAACAAGACAGUAUCUGUUUUCGAGACUACUAUCCGUAUCCUUGGAGGAUUACUUUCAGCUCAUCUUAUUGCAAGUGAUUAUGCUACGGGAAUGAGGAUACCCUCGUAUAAUGAUGAGUUGCUUCACUUAGCCGAGGAUUUAGCCCGAAGAUUAUUACCUGCCUUCGAUACUCCUACUGGUAUACCAUAUGGGUCGGUCAAUCUAUUGUACGGAGUUGAUGAAAAUGAAAGCAAGAUAACAUCGACAGCUGGUGGAGGAACUUUGACUCUAGAAUUUGGUGUGCUUAGCCGCUUGACUGAUGAUCCCAUUUUUGAGCAAGUAACAAAGAAUUCAGUGCUUGCUUUGUGGGCUCGGAGAUCAAGAAUCAAUUUAGUUGGUGCUCAUAUAAACGUAUUUACUGGCGAAUGGACACAGAAGGAUGCUGGUAUAGGAACAAGCAUAGACUCAUUUUACGAGUAUCUCCUUAAGGCUUUCCUAUUAUUUGGAGAUGAAGAAUAUCUUUUUAUCUUUCAAGAAGCUUAUGCAGCUGCCAUGCACUACCUUUACAAUGAUCCUUGGUAUGUAGAAGUAAACAUGAAUUCUGCGGCUCUUGUCUGGCCAUUAUUUAAUAGUCUACAGGCUUUCUGGCCUGGUCUUCAGGUUCUAGCAGGGGAUGUUGAUCCUGCUAUUAGAACACAUACCGCGUUCUUUAGCGUCUGGAAAAGAUACGGGUUCACCCCAGAAGGUUUUAAUCUCGCAACCCUAAGUGUUCAGCAUGGCCAAAGAAGCUACCCCCUGCGCCCAGAACUAAUAGAAAGCACAUAUUGGCUCUACAAAGCUACCAGGGAUUCUAGGUAUCUUGAUGCUGGAAGGGAUAUGGUCGCCAGCUUACAGUAUGGUGCUCGAUGCACUUGUGGAUAUUGCCAUAUCUCAGAUGUCGAGUUUCACAAACAGGAAGAUCACAUGGAGAGCUUUUUUUUAGCUGAAACGGUGAAAUACCUGUGGCUUCUAUUUGAUCUGGCUGCUGGUUCUGAUAAUUUGGUUGAGAAUGGUCCAUACAAGUAUAUCUUCAGCACUGAAGGCCACUUGUUACCGGCUACUCCCCAAAUUUCUCUAGUACAGGAACAUUGUUCUUAUAUUGGAGCAUUCUGUCCGAGAAGCAAUUUUGGACAUGAAUCCCCUACAUUUGAUAUUCCAAUGGAUUCCCAGGAAAGUAAUGCCACUAAAACAGUUCUGGAUACCACAAGUCUGUUCGGGCAUUCCGAUGGCCACAAGUCCAGUUCAGUGUCGGGAGUAAUUAAGAUUAUUUUGCAGGGACUCUGUCCGGGGCUAUCUCAUGGGCAGAAGUAUGGCAUCUCAUAUGUGGCUUCACAUAGUACAACCCCCAGAGACGAGCCUGUAGACCAAAGAGUAGGUGAUGUAGUUCAAAGUCACUCAGUGGUGUUACUUUCGGACUCCAGUGCUAUUAGUACACCAGUCAAUCUCCAGAAUAAUACAGAACCUAGUAGUAAAGGAGAUAGUGAAACUUUUAGGGAAUAAGAGUUAAAGUGAUUUACCGCUUUGCCUGCAGAUCCAUAAUCAACAUUUUGAACGGAUAUACUUAUUGCAUCUAGAGGACACAUUAGUGAUGAGUGCAGUAUCAGAAUUAAGAAGUGAUGUUAGAAUUCCUUGGCACACCGUUUAACCGAUGCCGAACUGUUGGACUUGAGAACCAAGGUUGCAAACUCGUGAAGAUAUAUCAUAUACAGGAUAUAUAACAAAGCGUUGUACAAUAUCAUGGGAAAAUUUGUCUGUCCCAAUUUUUUUUACAGGGAUUCCUUGUAAAUUAUGUUUUUAGUAGAGGGCCUAAUGUGCACUUCGUAAAUCAGAGUGAUUUUGGGUGAUAUUUAAAGAAUGACCAUGGUGGGGAAAAUGAGAAUUUCUUUAGGAACAUAUUGUGAUUAAUGUGUAUUUGGUGAAGUGAUUGAGAAAUUUUCUGAUUUCAAAGAUUCUGCAAAAUGUAUUUUGAGAGUUAGCAUUUUGAAAGUUAGUCAACAUAGAGUUAUAUAGUCUGUAUGCUACAUCUUUUAGCAAUUUUGUAUUUGAGAUUUGAUAUUGUACCAUAUUACAGUCUUCUUUUUUGUCA